Mastomys coucha (southern multimammate mouse) is the source of this 7777-nucleotide messenger RNA. It is a transcript of the gene Cep295, whose product is annotated as centrosomal protein 295. Lineage: Eukaryota; Metazoa; Chordata; Mammalia; Rodentia; Muridae. The transcript has 28 exons. The coding region runs from base 97 to 7596 and encodes 2499 amino acids. The record is from RefSeq and is a predicted model, not a curated record. Gene Ontology annotation, biological process: regulation of centriole replication. Gene Ontology annotation, cellular component: centrosome; cytosol; centriole.
GGGGGCUUGGCACGGCGCGGCCUUCCCGGUGGCCCCUGCGGAGGCGGGCCCAAGGCGGUUCCCGCCGUCCGAUCCCGCCAUUGGCGGGCCGUUUGAAUGGCGGAAGUGACGAGGGCCGAGCCAUGGCUUUCCCGCAGGUCCCCAAACGGCUGCUGGGUAGCUGGCCGAGUGCGGGUGCCUGUGUGUCGUGAGACCCGACCACACACGCUGUCAGAUACUUUAUAUUUAAAAUACUCAGAAAUGAAAAGAAAGGUAAUGAAUGCAAAACUGAGAUUGAGCCCUAAUGAAGAAGCCUUCAUUUUGAAAGAAGAUUAUGAAAGAAGACGAAAAUUAAGAUUGUUACAGGUUCGAGAACAAGAAAGGGGCAUUGCCUUCCAGAUAAGAGAAGGCGUAAAACAGAGGCGAAGUCAGCAGGUUUCUCAUUUGGCUGAGGAGCUAAGGGCAAAAUGGGAAGAAGCACAAAGCCAGAAAAUACAGAAUUUGGAAAAACUAUAUUUGGCAAGUUUAAGACAUAUGGGAGACGGACAUCGACAGGCUAAAGAAAAUGAACCUGACCUGGAUGCUCUUUCUCGGCGGGCAGCAGAAAGAAAAGGAAAAGCAGAAGUGAGGCAUAAAGAAGCCCUAAAAGUGCAGAAAAAUCAAAAAGAAAUGUUAAUGAAACAGAAAACAAGGCACAUAAAAGCUCGAAAGGAAGCAGUGCUUGUGGAAAAACAGAGAUCUGCUAAAAUGGCCAGGCUGCCACCGCCUGUCCCAUCUCCCUUUGAGAACAUUGACGUAAACAGGAUUCCUUCAUUGAAAACCAACAGUUCCACCUACCAUCAUAUUUCCACCUUUGUGAGUAGACAGAUGGAUACAGAGCAGCCAGAUGCUCAUUUGGCUGCUGAAGAAGAAGCUAGACGGGUGGAAAGACUACGAAAACAGGCGGCACAGGAGAGAAUGGAACAGUUUGAAAGGGCACAUGUGCGGGGAUGCCAAGCCAUGAAAAAGAUCCACUUGGCCCAAAACCAGGAGCGAUUGAUGGAAGAACUUAAACAGCUGCAGAAAGAGGACCUGGCCCGUAGGAGGCAGACAGUGGCACAGAUGCCGCCACAGCUGCUGGAGCUGCCAUACCGACGGAAUGAGAUGAAGGAAGACUGGCAGAGAGAGCUGGAGUUUGCCUUUGAAGAUAUGUACAAUGCAGAUAGGAAGGUGAAAGGAAACCUGAUUUUGCAUCUUAAGCCAGAACCUUUGCCUACAAUGUCUGAUCAGCUCCAAGAUGAAGAACUGGACCUUUCAGUAGAAGGAGAAAAUGAAGGUGAAACUGAGAACCCUCAGGUGCCAGACACUGCAGUAAUAUGUCCUAGUGGAACAGUGCCCUUGGCAACAAAGACCCAACAAAUCCCCUCAAGACUUCUUUUUAAAAGAUUAUUAAGCAAGAUUCGAAGUCAAAAAUCACUCUGGACAAUUAAAUCCAUAUCUGAGGAUGAAGGUGAGGUGACUGCGAGCAUCAGUGAGAGUGAGAGUAAAAUACCAAGCAUGGACUCAGGAUCUAUUACCACGGAGGAGAGGACAGCACCGUUUGAGCAGGAGCAAGUCAUGGACAGUGAAAGGCUGACGAUAGAAUCUGGACCACUGAGCAGUGAAGAUAAACCAUUUUCCUACAAAGUGGGGACUGGAAAGGAACAAGCAAUGGCUUCGUCUCCACCUGCCACAACUGUGGCUCAGAGUUCAGUCCUUCUUCAUCCUCAGGAAGAAGCAGUCAGAAUUCGAAUGUCAUUAAGGCAUAAACAGAUAAUGGAGAUAGAAGAGCAGAAGCAGAAGCAGUUGGAAUUACUUGAACAAAUUGAGCAACAGAAGUUAAGGUUAGAAACUGAUUGUUUCCGGGCUCAACUGGAAGAGCAAAGAAAGAAAGCUGAUCAGCUUGAGGUAUGCCCUGCUCCAAUGUCACAUGCUAUGAUUUCUGAUGAAGACUGUCACAGGCAGAUGAUUCGUAACUAUCAACAUCAGCUUUUACAACAAAACAGGUUACACAAACAGACUAUUGAAACUGCCAGGAAACGAUUACUCGAAUACCAAACUGUAUUAAAAGAACGAUGCCCAUCCAUGUCAGCCGCAAUACUGAUACCUGAUUCUGUUGUGUCACGGCCCCCACAGCAAUCCCAAAAGCCUGCUGCUUCUUCAGACUAUGGGGAUCCAAGCCAGAGACUGAAACUAAGUCCUAGCAAAUAUCAACCUGUGAAGCCCACACAGAUCCCUACAUUAGAGCAGACUCAUAUCCAGGUACCAAGAGAGGGUCACAUUCCACAGAGGCAAGGAAAAAUAGCUGGAUCAGAGAUGUUAGCUGAGCAGUCCGUGAAAUCACAGGAACGUCAGUGGCAAUUCUCUCAGGUGGAAACACAUCAGAGAGACUAUGAGCUUGUCCUUAAAGAUUCUCAUUCACUUUCAAGGACUUUGUCUUAUGUUAGGCCACAAAUAUUACAAGAUGCUGGAGAAAUAUCUAAACCACCGAGGGCAAUAAUUUGUCAAAGUUUAGAUUCCCAACAGAUAUCAUCAGAGGAUAGUGAAAAUAUAUCUUCUAAGCCAACGGAACCGUCUUCUUUUCUCCCACUGCUACCUGAAUGCCCUUUUACUAGUCUCCCAGUUAAACUCGAAUCUGGAACAAUUCAGAAGCCCUUUACAACCAUAAACCAGUCUGUAAUCAGUCAAAUGCGUGAUCAGCCUUUGUCAUCCUCAGAGACUAUUACAGCUCAGAAGGACGACUUAAGGUUUCUUCAAGAACAAUUAGAACUACAGAAGAAAGUUCUCCAGGCAAGACAAGAGGCUCAGGAAAAGCUGCUUUUAUGUACACAGAAAGAACUGGAACAGCAUACUGGUCUCCCAGUAUUCCUCCCUUCACCAGUUGGAAAUAUAUUUCCUUCACUGCCCUCUGCCUCAGCUGAAUCAGGAAACUUCCAGACAUCUUCAACAAAAAGUGAUGCCACUGUUUCCUCUGACAAUAUGGACAGGCUUUGGGAUUCUUCACAACCCAUCUCAUCACGGCAAACUAAUUUAGAAUUUCUCCAAGAGCAGUUCAGUGUUGAGAAGGAUAACCUUCAGGCUAGGCGGGAAGCCCAGGAGGUCCUGUUUGCACAUACACAGAGUCAGCUGGAUAAAAUUGUACAUUCUGAACAGGCUGGGUCUUCUUGGCCAUAUCAGGUGGCUCAGCAGUCAUUUAGUUCACUAACAUCAGUUGAUACACAAUCUAGAAAAACCCAGAAACAGCCUUUACCUAUGAACAAGAAAGGGCUACUCCCAAACCAGACUGAAGUCUCAAGAGCUCAGGAUGGAUCUUCAGGUUUUUUACAGCAGACCCUACCUCUUCAGAAUACUUUAAGGUUGCUUCAAGAACAGCUGACUCUACAGAGGGGUAUGACUCAACCUAGACAUGAUGCUCAAGAGGAAUUACUUUUACGUAAAGAAAGAUGUUCAACAGACAGUGUGGCGGGGCCAGUAAAUUCACUCUCCUCAGUGGUUGCUCAGCACUUAGAUGCUUCACAUGCAGUUUCAGAAAUUGGGCCUCAGAAGCUCCAGGAACUGUAUUCAUCUAAGAAAGAAAAUACAUUUCUCUCCAGUCAUUUGAUUACCCCAGCAGUUCAAGAGGAGUCUCCUGGCUUUCCACAGCACAGCCUGCCAAGACAAGAACAUUUUACAUCACUCCAGGAAGAGACACACAUUCAGAGGGUUAUACUUGGUGCUAGAAAAAAAAAUCAGGAAUUUGCUCACAAACAAAACGAAUUAGAAAGGGGACUGUGUUCUCAACAGACUGGUGGUGCCUUGUCUUCUCCAUCCCAAGUAACUGAAUGGGAACUAUCCCAGGAGUCUGUAUCAGCCAGAAGUGAUAGUACGGAUCCCGUAAGCCAUUUUAAGAUUCCAGGAUUUCAGGAAAGACUAGUUAGAGUUUCACAGCGUACAUUCCCUCUACAAGAUAAUUUCCAGGAACACCAAGAAUGGGUAAACACAGAAAAAGAGAGCUUUCAAUUUAGUUCUCAAACUCGAGAAAAUACAUCUUCUCAACAGACAGGCUUUUCGUCCUUUGAACCCUCAUUAAGACUGUCAUCAUGUGUAUCCUUGCCAUCUGCUGACUCAGGUAUAACACAGCAACCUCUCUCAACAGAGAGUGACAGUAAAGUAAAAUCAAGCCAUCUUCAGAUACCAGAACUGCAGCAUAGACUUUUAAAGAUAUCCCAGCUCAUCCAGCCUCAGCAAGACAGUUUGAAGGCCCUUCAAGAUCAAUUAGCUACACAAAGGGAAGCCAUUGUCCACUCUAGACAAGAAGCUCAUGAAGAAACACUAAGAGAAUGGAAGGAAAAAAUAUUCCCAGAGCAGGUUGGUCCAUUUUCUCUCCUGAUACCACAACGUUCACUUGCUUCAUUCCCUGUUUCUGAUACUGAAAGAACACAAGGACUGUGUUCAGCCAACAGUGACACCAUAUCUUCGGGUUAUUCUGAGAUGCUGGAAUUGCCUGACAGGGCAUUGGGUUUAUCACAUACUGCUUUACCUCAGCAGGAUAAUCUGACUGCACAUCCAGAACACCUUUAUGCACAGACAAAUUCCUUUCAUUCUACUGAGAAGGCCCAAGAAGGGUUGGUGUUUCCUAGACUAUGUAAAUGUGAAGAUAUGUCUGCUGAGCAUUUUAUCCAACCUCAUCAUGAUGACUUAAAGGCAGUUCAACAGCAGUUAGAUAUGCAAAGGGAAUCCAUUAGAUCUGGCCAGGAAAUACAAGAGGAAAUGCUUUUGCAAAGGUUAAACAACUUGGAGCAAAGGGUAUCUUGCAAACAAAUUGGCUCUUCUCCAUUUUCAUCCCAGGUAGCACUGCCCAUUGCCAAUUCUGAAGAGACCUUACAGUCUUUCCCAACCAAAAGUGAUGAUGCUGAGAUGCUCAGGUCCCAUGAUGAGUAUCUGGGCUUUCCACAGCCUCUUCUGCCUCUGCAGAAUAGCAUGACAGAGCAGUUGAACAUAGAAAUGGUAUCUCAUAAAGAACUGCUUUUACACAAACAAAAGAGCCAAAACAAAAGUGACUUUCCUGAGCAUUCUCUCCCUGCUUUGUUUCUGUCCAAGGAAAUAGAGCAUCCAUUCAUUCCACUACCUUUUGCAGAAACCAAAUCUAAAAGCAUUUGUGAGUCAUAUUUAUCUGAAAAGGAGCAUGCAGCUCCUAAUGAUGCUGUGAUCACAAGAUUUCAGGACAGACUUUUAAGUUAUUCCCAGCCUGCCUUAACUCAGCAAGAUAACAUGAGUCUUCAGAAGCAGCUGAAUCUACAAAGAGAAGCUCUACAAACUAGGCAAAAAGCCCAAGAAGAAUUGCUUAUGCAGAGACAGACAUUCUUACAGCAGCACAUCCAAAAACACAGAGAGACUUUGAAAGAUUUCUUUAAUAUCAGUCAGGCAAGAAAUACCACAGGUGAGAAUGAUUUGGAAAUGCAGAAGACAGAACAGCUUGGAGGGUGGUUUCCUCACAUCCAAGGCCUUACUUGGGGAGACUCAGGUCAGGGGAGCUCUAGUGGUGAGCAGCCGCAUUCAGCAGAUGUCUAUGUUGAGCAUGGUGGUGACAGUCUGGGCAAAGAACUGAGUGGUAGAGCCUCAAAGCCACCUGUCUCCAAAGUUAAAUGUGUUUUGGACUUAAACCAGCAUGAGCUUAGUACUAUACAGGAAGUAGAGUCACCAGCAAGUGGCAGGACUUCCAUGACAGGAAAAGCAGAGUUUUACCAAGAACGAGACCCAUUAAGGGUCUCCGUAAGCAGAGAACAAAGUUUCCUGGGGAGCCCACUAGCUCAUGAUCCGUUUGGUUGUCAUCAACCACCUGUCCAAGAGAACAGCAAAAGCCAUGACAGUGCUAAAACAGUUAAAGUCAAGAAAUCUGAUGUUGAGGAUCAUGCAGUAUUGAGUCGUGCUAUCUCAGAGGAAGAAGAAAAAGAAGAAGAAGAAGAAGCAUGUACAUACCUGGGUCCACUUGUGAAGCCAGAUGAUGAGGCUGAAACACAAGAGAUUUCUCAGGAGCCAUUGUCUUCAGUAACUGUUUCUACUGGAAGCUUCUUAAGUUAUGAAAUCACAGAUUUGAGCCUCACAGAUCCAGAGUCAUUUUCAGAACCGACAGAGCAUCAAGAACAAGAAUCUACCAAUAAGCAGGAAGAGACUGAUCCUUUUAGUCGUGCAUUCCCUUCAAUACAAAUUAUUUCUCAGCAGCAGCACUCCUUAGGUGCUCAUAACUCUCUGUUGCCCACGGAGGAAGAAAGUACAUCUGAUCAUGCACAUGUUCAACAGAUCAUAGACAAGGAUAUAGAUGAAGCAAAUUUGAUACCUGAUAAAAGAGACUUUCAGGUUCCAGAUGUGGACCUUGACUUUCGAGAAUUGGAACACAUAUUUCCACACUUGCACCGUCAGCUCUUUAAACCCUUAGAACCACAUCUAGAUUUUGACUUAUCCCCUGGGACUUCUCAAGAAGACAGAGACUUUUACCAGCAGAGCUCAGAAUCUUCAUCUGAAAAACAUGUUAAGGCAUUGUCCACAAGCACAAUCUGUUUCACAGCACUGACGGCCAGCUCGCAUUCUCCUAACUCAAGGCUGAACCAACAACUUGAUGUUAACCUGGCUCAUGCUACAACUGAGGGAUCUGAACAGUCUUUUCAGCAGCUCCUACCAGAAUUCUCUUCACAGGAAAGCCAGCAUGCUGAUCUACCCAGCAUUUAUAGCAUUGAAGCAAGAGGUACUUCCCGAAGCAUGGAAAGCCACAACUAUUCUGAAAUAUUACAAAAUAAGAAAAAAAGUAUCUAUCUCCAGCCCUCAACAGAGAAUUUGAGUCCAGCCUGCAGUCCAUCUGAUACUGCUCUAUUUGAUCAGUUACACCUGCAGCACAGUACUCCGUGUGGUUCCACCUCUAGUGAGUGCUCAGCAAAACAAUUAGAAAGCAGAGAAGAAAUGCUGCAUUUUGAAGAGCUGUCAAGAAGAGCGGUUACAAUGUCACAAAGACUGACUGAAGAUGAAAAUGUAGUUCUACCUAUAAAUCCACAUGUAGGAAGAGUGGAGAUGGAGACUUCAGUUCAGGGGUCUAAUUCAUUGAGCAUUCAAAAUGAAAAGCCAAUUCAGAACGUCAUUAAAACUGAAACUACAGAAGCUGUUAGAAAUGUAUGUCAGCUAGCACAAGCAGAGCACAUAUUAAAAUCUGAGUCCUGUCCAUUUCGGAGCCCUAUUCCAGUCUGGGAAACAGAAACUGGCUAUGGUAUAAUGGAAGAACCAGAUCUCACUCUAGUGAGUACUAGCGACAUCAGCAUCACUGAAACAGAUCUUGCAAACUUAACCCUUGAAGAUAAAGAGGAUGAACUACAGAGUUUUCAGGCAAGUGUUGUUCUACCUACAUCUUCAAUGGAAACCUCUGUUUAUGGAGGUGUAUCAGAGCUUUGUGUGGACCAACCCACUGUGGCACCUUCAGCUACACCAGGUAGUUUACAGGAAGCAUUUAUGAAAAGAAAAAAGGCACUUUUGGAACGAUCCUACCAGAGACAGAGAGAGAUCUGGAAUAAAACACGACUCCCUCAAACCAAAGUAUCCAAAGAGAAGCUACCUACAGGUUAUACAGGAAGUUAGCUGGGAUGAAGCAAGAAAAAGGGUGAACAAGCUUUUCAUUCAAAGAAAAAAACCAUACAAAUUGAAAUAAAACAGCCGAAAACAGAAACUUCAGGCCCAAAAUACAUGCUGACUUCCUUGCAAACUGUAUAAAGUUAUUUAUUUUUAAAAGUUAUUAAGUCAAAUAAAUUUAUUUAAGGGA